GUAACAGAUUUCGGUACAACACCGGAAAUGACGCCGGAGAUGGCUCACAGUCUGACAGCUCCAGUUGGUGAGGAGGAAACAAGUAGGAGGGUCUCCGACUAAAAACAGUCGGCAAUUUAACGCCAGCUUGCGGAGUGGUGUAAAUAGUGCGUGGCGAUGGGCAACACAAGUGACAGAGUGUCGGCAGACCGCCAUGGGGCCAAAUCCCACCGUUCAGACAGUGCUGGGGGUCACAAGGACCAUGAGCACAGCAGCAAGAUGGUGGACAGCACUGACGACCCAAACAUCUUCAACACUCACGGGCCAGACUCCAAGAUGUUAGGAGAGAAAGAAUUUACUCCAGACUUGGACGACCUGGUGAAAACUGUCUCUCAGGCUCGACCCACGGUCAUUCGCUGGGCUGGUGGGGGAAGGGAGGUCUGCAUCGCUGGCUCCUUUAAUAACUGGAGCACCAAGAUACCGCUCAAUAAAAGCCACAGGGACUUUGUAGCAAUCCUGGACUUGCCCGAAGGCGAGCACCAGUACAAGUUUUUUGUGGACGGACAGUGGGUGCACGAUCCCUCAGAGCCAGUGGUGACAAGCCAACUCGGCACCAUCAAUAACCUGAUUCAGGUGAAGAAGUCCGACUUUGAGGUGUUUGACGCCCUGCAGGUGGACUCUCUGGAGUGUUCGGAUACAUCAGAUCUGUCCAGCUCCCCUCCAGGUCCUUACGCACAGGAUCAGUACGUGUUUAGACCCGAGGAACGCUUCAAGGCUCCGCCCAUACUUCCCCCUCACCUUCUUCAGGUCAUACUCAACAAGGACACUAAUAUCUCUUGUGACCCCGCCCUGCUGCCUGAACCCAACCACGUGAUGCUGAACCACCUGUACGCGCUCUCUAUAAAGGACGGCGUCAUGGUGCUGAGCGCAACUCAUCGGUACAAGAAGAAAUACGUCACCUCUUUGCUCUACAAGCCCAUCUAAGCCUCGCCUUUGGGAAAGCGUCGUGAUAUUGUUUUGUUUUUUUUGUCAUUUAGCCAAAUUGUGCACUUGAACCAAGUUCACGGCAUCUGUUACAACAUGGCAGCGGGCGUGGCCGAGUCUUGCAGCCUUACUGUCUACAUUUUGGGCUGAACACAAGAUGAUUGAACCUGUGUGAGUGUGUGUGUUUUCUUGUAUUUCUACCCUUCUUGAGACAUCAACAAGGAAAAGUACCUUCCAUAUGAGGAGGUGUGAACAAGUCAGGACAUAAAUCAUGGUCCCAAUACUGGAAAACCAUUGCAUCUAAUAGAGAAUGUCUCAUUUGCACCCCUGGUGGUGAAAUCUAUCAAAAUUAGGGUGGUCCCAAAAAAGUGCUCCCCCACUGGUCAACAUAUGAAAUAAGUGUGUGUAAAAAAUUGAAGUGCUCCCCCUCUGGCCAACUUAUGUAAUACCAAGUGUGUGUGUAAGAAAUUGAAAUGCACCCCCUUUGGCCAAAAUUAAUUAAAAUAAAUAUGUAUAUAGAGACAUACUGCAUACUGUUAUCAGUAGCCAGAGGAGCCUGUUCAGUGCUAGACUUCUUCAUCCCAAGUGCAGGACUAGUAGACUAAAAAAUUCCUUUGUCCCACACGCCAUCAGACUGUACAACUCCUCUCUAGAGGGUAAGAGGGGUACUAGGAUGACAGGGGAUGCAAAACAAUAACAGUGCAAUACUUUUUCAUAACAUGGUCACUACCGCCUAGUUUCUCUUGUUAUAUUCUUAUUUUUACUGUUAUAUUUUUGUCUUAUUGUUUAUUUUUAUUUUUAUUCUUAUUGUAAUAUUUUCUAUUUUAUUUACAUUUAUACCCCCAUUAUCUACUUUUUAACUUUUUAAAUUCAAUCUCAAUUCUGUACACGGCUGCUGGAAUUUUAAUUUUCCUGAGGGAACUCUCCUGAAGGAAUCAAUAAAGUACUAUUCAUCUAUCUAUACUGUAAUAACUCGAAGUAAAUAAUAAAAAUUAAAAAACAACUACAAACAAAAAAUUCAGAAAAAAAAAAUUAACUAAAAGCUUACCUUUUUGAUAUUUGCAUAGUAUGUAUAUAUUGUUAAUGUUGUAAAUACAAAUCUUUAUGUAUCUAGAAAGGGUGGUCAUAAAGAGAGGCAUUUUUCGGAGGUCUCAAGAAGGUAACAAAUACAAGAGUUGUAUUGUGUUGUUUGUGUGUGUGUGUGUUACUUUGUGUUGCUGGAGCAUAAAGUGCAAUAUUAAUAAGUCAUUUACUGUAUGUAGAAUAGUAACCACCUUUUAUCUAUGCAGUGUGCCGCAGUGCAAUUACUUUAUUCCUUGGGUGCUUUUAUAGUAUUUAUUCUGUUCCACGUGUGCAUUCACCGACAACAAGGUGUACCAAUCACAGCAUUUUUUGCUUUUCACAAAUUUUGAAAAUACGAUGAAUGUAGAAUCAUGUUUAUAGAGUGUGGACAACUUGAGUUUUACAGCUAUUUUAUGAAUGUUUCUACAUGCUUUGCAGUUUUAAGUGUGAAGUUCAGUUUGUGAAAAGUUUUAUUUGUUUAAAAAAUAAAGAGGGAAAAGUUUUAUUAGA
Messenger RNA from Entelurus aequoreus (snake pipefish), 2535 nucleotides. It is a transcript of the gene prkab2, whose product is annotated as protein kinase, AMP-activated, beta 2 non-catalytic subunit. The transcript has 8 exons. Gene Ontology annotation, molecular function: protein kinase binding. The record is from RefSeq and is a predicted model, not a curated record. Gene Ontology annotation, biological process: signal transduction. Lineage: Eukaryota; Metazoa; Chordata; Actinopteri; Syngnathiformes; Syngnathidae. Gene Ontology annotation, cellular component: cytoplasm; nucleotide-activated protein kinase complex; nucleus. Bases 157 to 963 code for a protein of 268 amino acids.